This is a messenger RNA of Paramecium tetraurelia, 1005 nucleotides long. RefSeq lists its product as uncharacterized. The transcript has a single exon. NCBI's taxonomy places the organism in Eukaryota, Ciliophora, Oligohymenophorea, Peniculida, Parameciidae. The record is from RefSeq and is a predicted model, not a curated record.
AUGGAUUUCAUCAAUGAAGGAGAGAUCAACUUGUAAUUGAUAAACUUAUAAGAUUAGACCACCCUGAAUAAUCUAGAAUAAAUAACCUUCAAUUAUAAUUCUAAGAUAAUAUUAGCAAUUUAAUAAUCAAUCAUUUAUGCUUAUUUCUUUGGAUUGAAUAAUUUAAAAACCAUCUCUAGUAUUCACGUUAAGAGGAAGAACACAGAAUAACUUAAAUAAAUUGAAUACUUACAAGCUUCAAAUUCUAUUUUAUCUAUUGUUAAUUUAAAAAUUCUAGUUGCUAAUCUUAAUGCCUUAAAUACAAGAAAAUUUUAGUUAAAAAUUGACUAUGGUUUGUAUGGCUACUGUGAUUAAUUGUUAUUGAAUAAAAAUUAAAAUAAUCUCUUUAUAGGUUUUAAGAAUUAUAUUCUGUUUUUUGAAAAUAAAUUCUGCGUUUGGAAAUACUCUAAACAAAUUAUAACAGGGUACAGAGAUUACAUAUUAUCAAUAUGUUUAAAUUUUGAAGAGGAUGAAUUGUAAGUUUAUGCCAACGAUAGUUAUAAUUGCUCAGCUUAUAUUUAUAUCUACCAUAAAUAAACCUAAAACAAUUCAAUUUAAUGGAUUUUAAAUUAGACCAUAAAGUUUACAGACGGAAUAGGAUACUUAUGGGGAGGAUAAGUAAAUCAUUUAUACUUUAUGAACCCUUUUUCUCUGAAAGUUUUCAAAUAAGACAAAUAAUUAUCAGAAUAUCAAAUAUAUUCUUCCUCAAAUGUUUCGAAUUAAUCUGUAAUCUGUUGGGUGUUUUUGCAAAAUAAAUUUAUACUACUUAUUGAAAACAAUAAUAGAAUCAGUGUAAUGAUAUUAAAUUAGUAGUAAAAAUUAGAGCUCAUUAAAUCUAUCAACAUAAAUUUGUCGAUUAACAAAUACUCUUAUUGCCUUCAAUUUAAGAGCUUUCUAUAAAAUGGAGAAUUUUUAAUUAUUUGGAAUACAGAGAAAACCCUAAUCUUUAGGAUGUCUUCCAAUUGA